AGCUCCUUGCCCUCCUCCUCCUCUUCCUGGUGCCCCAGCUCCUUGCCCUCCUCCUCCUCUUCCUGGUGGCCUAGCUCCUUGCCCUCUUCCUGGUGCCCCAGCUCCUUGCCCUCCUCCUUGUGGCCAAGCUCCUCCUCCUCCUCCUUGCCCUCCUCCUGGUGGCCAACCUCCUUGCCCUCCUCCUUGCCCUCUUUUUGGUGGCCAAGCUCCUUGCUCUCUUUUUGGCCUUCCUCCUUGCUCUCCUAAAUUCACUCAGGGGCUUUCUUCAUAUAUAAAGAGCUCAUUUACUCCUGUGGGCAGAACCCUGAAGAAGGCAAAUUUUGAAGCACAAGUUACUCCUGAAGUUCUUGCUUCACCAGCUAGGUUAAGACUAGGAUCACCAAUGCUACAAACUGCACCAAAGCGUAGAGAAAAACUUCAUCAUCGGCUCAGCAAGCAAUGAGGGGAAAAAAGCUUGGUAAAACAUUACCACAGAUGAGGAUUCAACAAAGUCCACCAAGUGCUGUAACCUGGACUCAGAUUUUUGAGCUCCAAAAUCAGGAUGGCUUUUGGAAUCUCAGCCCAGAACUUGGGGUUAUUUUGGAUCUUGAUGUGGAUUAUUUAACCAAUAUUUUCCUUGCAAAAAAGGGCAUUUGGUCCCUAGGUCCUAAAGGAAGAGAAGUAUUGCAGUUGAUUGCUACACUUUUGGUACUGCAGUUCAUACGUUAUAAUCAGCAACUGGAAGGGAUAACCUUCAAAUCUCUAAUGAAACUGGAUGAUUCGCCUACUUCAAGUGCUAUUCACUGGGCUUUUGCUUCAGUAAAGAAAGCAGUGGAAUGGGUAAGAAGAACUGACAGACAAUUUCCAGCCAUCUGCUAUCGACUUGAACUUGGGAAGGAUUGGGACUCUGCCACUAAGAAGUUGUUGGGUAUCGAGUUAAUCAGCACCAACUUUCCUCCAAGUAUUUAAUCACAGAAGACUUCUAUAAGAGUUAACUACUUUACUCAUUUUGCAAUUAUAAGACAAAUUACAGGAGUUCACUGCAUUAAUAGAGGAUAAUUUGAUUUUAUAUCUGUAUAAUUAUUAGGUAGUUUUAAUAUCCAGGAAAUUAACCAAAGACAUGGAAAUUUGGGGUUUUUUCUUAUAUUGUCAUCAAUAUGGACAGUAAUUUUAAAUUUAAAUAUAGUGUUUUACUAAGAGUAAACAUAUACUGCAAUUCACUGUCUAAAACUCAAUAUUUAGCUUCUAUGUUAGAUAAUUUUUAAUUUAAAUUAACCAUUUUGCAGUGCUAAUGCUUUUAUAAUGUGUUUAAUAUAAAUUUGAUUUCUUCUAUAAACCUUAUCCACUUCUUUGGACCAGUAGCACUAUAUAAAAAAACUGUAAUGUAAUAAAGGAAUUACAUCAGCAAGGAAAUACUUCAAUACACUGAUGUCAAGAGGUAUAAGAAGCUGAAUAAUAAAAAGCAAAUAAACAUUUCAAGGUUUUCACUUAGGUAGUUAGAUAAUUCAUGCAGUUGAGUUUCUCAUCAAAAUGCAGCCAAAAGAAGCUGCGUAUCUGUGAUAAUGAUUAGGGGCAUAUGCCUCUCUGAUGUCAGCAAUCUGUGAAUCAUUAGAUGCCCAACUGCUUCUGGAUGUCCAGGUAGCAGCCUUUUCUUUCCAACACAGACAUUGCUACUUUUACCUGUAAAAAGAACAGGAGUACUUGUGGCACCUUAGAGACUAAAAAUUUAUUUGAGCAUAAAUGUGUUAGUCUCUAAGGUGCCACAAGUACUCAUGUUCUUUUUGAGGCUACAGACUAACACAGCUGCUAAUCUGAAACCUGUUACUUUUACCUGUGUCUUUGGCACCUUGUGGUUGGACUACUGCAAUGUGUUUUAAAUGAAGCUGCAUUUUAAGACAAUGUGGAAAAUACUGCAAAUGCAGAAAAUGGUUAUCUGCAUUCACAGAGACAAUAUAAUGCUAAAAAUCUCACUUUGGUUUGAAAACUUUUUAUCUACUGUACAGUUGUUACAAUAAACACUUAAUGAUGAUUAA
Messenger RNA from Trachemys scripta elegans, 2012 nucleotides. RefSeq names its product protein mono-ADP-ribosyltransferase PARP4-like. The transcript is spliced from 5 exons. Lineage: Eukaryota; Metazoa; Chordata; Testudines; Emydidae. The record is from RefSeq and is a predicted model, not a curated record. Gene Ontology annotation, molecular function: NAD+ poly-ADP-ribosyltransferase activity. Bases 439 to 948 code for a protein of 169 amino acids.